UUCUGGAGCCUAGACCACGGCGUUUCGUUCGAAAUAAUCAAAACGCGGAAUUACUUUUUCCAAAGUCAAUCCCCAGUCUCUUCCGCAACUAAUUCAGCGUCUCUUCCCCUUCCCCCUUCCCCCCCUAGAUUCCAUCGCUCGAAUUCAUUUUCCGAUUUCACGCCGUUGAUCUCUGAUCAAUUUCUCCUCCUACCUGACAUCCGACGGACAUGGCGUCUCAGGAGUCCAUCGACAAGAUGCAGGUCCGCCAGAACUAUCGCAAUCUCUGGCACACCGAUCUGAUGAGCACCAUUCAGGCGGAUCCUAAGUAUUGCUGCUUAGCGUUCUGGUGUGGGCCGUGUGUGUCAUACUUGCUCCGAAAACGAGCACUUUACAAUGAUAUGUCAAGGUACACAUGUUGUGCUGGUUACAUGCCUUUUAGUGGCAAAUGUGGGGAAAGCAAAUGCCCUGAGUUUUGUCUUGGCGCUGAGGUUUUCCUCUGCUUCGGAAACUCAGUAGCCUCUACCCGUUUUCUGUUGCAAGAUGAAUUCAAUAUCCAGACAACAAAAUGUGACAAUUGCAUCAUUGGUUUCAUGUUCUGCCUAAACCAACUAGCAUGCAUUUUUAGCAUAGUUGCAAUGAUUGUUGGAAGUGAUGAGAUUCAAGAGGCAUCUCGAUUAUUAAGUUGCUUGUCUGAAAUGGUGUACUGCUCGGUCUGUGCUUGUAUGCAGACGCAACACAAGGUUGAAAUGGACAAACGAGAUGGAAUGUUUGGUCCACAACCAAUGGCUGUGCCCGCCUUUCAGCAAAUGUCACGCAUUGAUCAGCCAAUUCCUCCCACGGUUGGCUAUCCACCACCAGCAUAUGGACAGGCCUAUCCACCUCCUCAGGCUCAAGGCUAUCCAGGUUAUCCUCCUGCUCAGUACCCUCCACCAGCUUAUCCUCCUGCUCAGUACCCUCCACCAGCUUAUCCUCCUGCUCAGUACCCUCCACCUGGUUAUCCCCCAUCCGGUUACUCUAGGUAAAUAUAUUUGAGAAAGAUAUUGGUCUGCAAGGUGUAACUGUGUUAACUGCAGAGUUAAUGGAGCUCCUUUUUUUUUUUUUUUUUGUUGUUAUUAUUAAUCUUGCUUGUACUUUCAAAUGCAAUUGGCGGUGUUAUAUUUGUGUGUGUUUUAUCGUCCCUUUGUUGAUUUAAACU
This is a messenger RNA of Rubroshorea leprosula, 1177 nucleotides long. The record is from the annotation of a GenBank genome assembly. Lineage: Eukaryota; Viridiplantae; Streptophyta; Magnoliopsida; Malvales; Dipterocarpaceae.